CCGCGGACAGCAACAACGCCGCCACGCAGCCUGUCGGGCUCCCGGUGCUCUCCUGCGCACCCAACCCCCGACAACCCCCGUCUGAAUUUCCCGCGCGAUCCCUUACGACUCGAGUGGCUCAGUUGCGCGCGGUGGAAGCUUCCCAAAGCGUCGACCUCGCCGUUGGAAAUGAUCGAAAUACCUGAAAGAUUGCCUCGAUCGGUCCACCGGAAGCUAUUCCACCCCCUUUCGAAACUGUUACAGUGAUUAACCACCCCGUCAAGAUACCCAGGCUCGUUUAAUCUCUGCUAGGGGUCGAUCCGCGAGGGGUCCGGGCUAAGGGUGGUAGGGAAUCCUCGGUGAAUGGAGGACUCGAGGUCUACGAGCCGCUCGGAGGGGGUGGUACGACGGGGGGAGCCAACGGGGUCUUCAGGGGUGCAAUGUGACACAGUGAACUCGAGGGAAAUCGAAUCGACACUUCCGUGCGGUGGGAAGCGUCGAUUUAACAGGCUUUAGUCCGCUUGGAAAAACGGAAGUGAAAGAUUCGUCGCUGAAUAUCUGGAAACGUGGUUUGCGAGAAAUAGUGAUUUCGAACGGACGCAACUUUCGGUUUCUCGCGGGGACUUUUCGGAGAAAAGGCGAGGGAACGUUUCGAGGAUCGAACAAGGGAUCCCCGAGCAGCGAUGAAAACCUUGGACGAGGCAUCGAUCUGACCUUUCGAUAACCGUCGGGCUUUUUGUGUCGCGGAACGGUCUAACGUUCGCGUGUCGAUCGAGCCUGUCAGACAGGAGGAGAAGCCCCUGUUCGGCUCUUUUUUCGCGAUAGCGUUAUCGUCGAUUAAGGACCCUGGAAGUCGUUGGAAAGGUACUCGUCUGGCGGUAUCAAGAAUCCGAAGAACCGAGGCAAAACAGAAGGGCGUUCAUAAAGGCCCCGAUGUGCUUCGAUUGUUCGACAAGGAGACACAAAGUCGCCGUUAAGAGGUCGACGCGAGCCAUGUAGGGGAGGACCGAUCCAGAAGUCCAUCGAAUCAUCUCGCGUAACCCCUGCGACUGCUGGCUAGCUUUGCUGACCAAACGGCUACCUGGCUAGCAAUAUUCCCGUAACGGAGCUCACGCUGGCAAGCGUCCCAGUAGCGGCAGAAAGUUGGCAAGUGGCGACGCCCUUUCCCCGACGAAGAUGAAGGCCAACCUGGUACGUCGACUCGUAGGCACGUCCGUGACCUAAGGCCGCCCGUCGAGUCUCUUCGAACCGAAGAAGAGGAACAAGGCCAAGGAAAACGGUUCAGCCGUAGAGGCCGAGGCAUGACGACGAUCGCUACGACCUCCGAGCCAACGGAGGUGUCCUCGGUGGACGUGACGACCCUGCUGAACGCCAUCUCGACCGAGGAGAGCCAGUUCGUCAACGGCACCUACGCGAACGAGCCCAAGUGGUCGUUACCGGCUACCAUAGCCAAGGGCUGUCUCCUGGGCUCGAUAAUCGUGACCGCGGUGUUCGGCAACCUGCUGGUGAUGGUGUCCGUGAUGCGUCACAGGAAGCUGCGAAUAAUCACCAACUACUUCGUGGUCUCGCUGGCGCUGGCCGACAUGCUCGUGGCGAUGUUCGCGAUGACGUUCAACGCGAGCGUUCAGCUCACCGGAAAGUGGCUGUUCGGUUACUUCAUGUGCGACGUGUGGAACUCGCUAGACGUCUACUUCAGCACCAGCUCGAUCCUCCAUCUGAUGUGCAUCUCGGUGGACAGGUACUGGGCGAUCGUGAAACCUCUCAAGUAUCCUAUCAUCAUGACCAAGCGUAUCGCCGCGUACAUGUUGCUCGCCUGCUGGGUGAUGCCCGGCUUCAUAUCGUUCAUGCCGAUAUUCAUGGGCUGGUACACCACCGCCGAAAACACAGCUCAUAGGGAGAAGCAUCCGGAACUCUGCGAGUUCAAGGUGAACAAGAUCUACGUGAUAUUCUCGUCGAGCAUCUCGUUCUGGAUACCCUGCACGAUCAUGACCCUCACGUACUUCGCGGUGUUCAAGGAGGCUAACAGGCAGGAGAAGCAGAUGCACAGCCGCAUGGGUAACGUGAUGUUGCUUAGCCACAGGCCCAGCAAGGACCUGAACAAUCUUAACGGGGAGUUGAACAGUGCGGGCUCGUCCAAGACUUUGACGUUGAACGAGAUCAGCACGGAUCACCUGCACACCCCCACGAAGGACAAGAACAUCAUGAAGAUGAAGAGAGAGCACAAAGCUGCGAGGACGUUAGGCAUCAUCAUGGGUACCUUCAUACUGUGCUGGUUGCCGUUCUUCUUGUGGUACGUCAUCACGACCCUCUGCGGGGAAUCCUGCCCGUGCCCCGAUAUCGUGAUCGCGCUCCUCUUCUGGAUCGGAUACAUGAACUCGGCGCUGAAUCCGCUGAUCUACGCGUACUUCAACCGCGACUUCCGAGAAGCCUUUAAGAACACGCUGCAGUGCGCUUUCUGCUCGCUCUGCAGGAGAGAGCCGUCCGACCUCGAGGCGCUCGAUUUCCGUCGGCCGUCCCUAAGGUACGACGACCGCACUAAGAGUAUAUACUCGGAGACGUACGUCAAGCACAUCGACCGGCGAAGAUCGAGCGAGUUCGGUAGCAGUCUCUGAGAAGAGGGCAACUUUAUACGUUAAACCGCAAUCGCGAACAAGAUACGCAUAAUACGUACACGCCCACCCAUACAUCCGUAUCAUCAUCCACGCAAGCAACAAGCGACCCGUACCUCGCAACGAGAGAUUCUCCGUUAUAUUGCCAAACCACACACACAUACACGCACGCAACAACAAACAAACAAACAAACAAAAGGAAUCUCAUCCCAAAUAUUCGCAUUUUAAACGUUUUGAAUGGCCCCGUGCAUUUUCGAUUUCAGCAGCUUCUCGUCCUGAAAUUUCACGUUAAUCACGCGACUAGGUAUAAAAAUAUCGAAAAAUACUCCGGAGAUGUUUACACGGGCCGCCAUCGACAGGGACCAUCAGGGACAUGUCGUCGAACACCGGGCAAUAUCCAGAAUCGGUUUUACCACGCAGAACUACUUCUUCUACCGUACUCUCCAACGCGUCCCGAGCCCAGCCGUGUCUCGCGACUCUUACGCGCCGAGGCGAGCUGCAGAGGGAACCGAAACUGCAGGGGGCCAGGAAACACGGAGACACGCGAGAGUCGUGCGACGUCGUCGAACGAUCACAGAGACGGAACACCUGGUGGAGGUACACACGCAUACAACGCAUAGAUCACGUCACAUUGCCAAAGAUAGUAUUCUUAAGAGAAGCUUCCGCGACGAGAGAGUUCCACGCCGAGAUCGACCGAUGGAUCAGCCGAGGGAACACGAGAAGUUCGAAGAAGAGCGACAGCCGCGAGAAAAGCCGACCGUGUCGCCAGACCUCGUCCUUUCGACGAAGGACUCUCUACGCGACCAAACCGACCGACCCCAUCCAACUACUCUAA
Messenger RNA from Hylaeus anthracinus, 3423 nucleotides. RefSeq names its product octopamine receptor beta-2R-like. The coding region runs from base 1281 to 2591 and encodes 436 amino acids. The transcript has 6 exons. The record is from RefSeq and is a predicted model, not a curated record. Gene Ontology annotation, cellular component: membrane. Gene Ontology annotation, biological process: adenylate cyclase-activating adrenergic receptor signaling pathway. Lineage: Eukaryota; Metazoa; Arthropoda; Insecta; Hymenoptera; Colletidae. Gene Ontology annotation, molecular function: octopamine receptor activity.